Puma concolor (puma) is the source of this 627-nucleotide messenger RNA. The record is from RefSeq and is a predicted model, not a curated record. Lineage: Eukaryota; Metazoa; Chordata; Mammalia; Carnivora; Felidae.
AUGCAGUCCCAACAGUACCUGCAGCAGCGUCGAAAAUUUGCAGCUGCCUUCCUGGCAUUCAUUUUCAUUCUGGCAGCCGUGGACACGGCUGAAGCGGGGAAGAAAGAGAAACCAGAAAAAAAAGUGAAGAAGUCUGACUGUGGAGAAUGGCAGUGGAGUGUGUGCGUGCCCACCAGCGGGGACUGUGGGCUGGGCACCCGAGAGGGCACCCGGACUGGAGCUGAGUGUAAGCAAACCAUGAAGACCCAGAGAUGUAAGAUCCCCUGCAACUGGAAAAAGCAAUUUGGAGCGGAGUGCAAAUACCAGUUCCAGGCCUGGGGAGAAUGUGACCUGAAUACCGCCUUGAAGACCAGGACCGGAAGUCUGAAGCGAGCCCUCCACAAUGCCGACUGUCAGAAGACAGUCACUAUCUCCAAGCCCUGUGGCAAGCUGACUAAGCCCAAACCUCAAGGCCAGAUGACAUUUGUGUCCGCCUCCAAGUUUGCCUGGCAGAAGGGUACUGUGGGACAGGCAGAGGUGGGAGCACAUGAGCGGGUGUCUGUGCUACAGGUUGGUCAGGGAACAAUGUCAGUCCUCCUGCUGUCCUGUCCACCAGUUCAUGCUCUGCUGUUACCAGAUCCUCCUUAA